Messenger RNA from Lathyrus oleraceus (garden pea), 1634 nucleotides. RefSeq names its product probable RNA methyltransferase At5g51130. Bases 177 to 1019 code for a protein of 280 amino acids. Lineage: Eukaryota; Viridiplantae; Streptophyta; Magnoliopsida; Fabales; Fabaceae. The record is from RefSeq and is a predicted model, not a curated record. Gene Ontology annotation, molecular function: O-methyltransferase activity; RNA methyltransferase activity; snRNA binding. The transcript has 8 exons. Gene Ontology annotation, biological process: snRNA modification.
GUGUGAUUUAAGAAAUUCAGAGGGUGCAAUUGAAACCCUCUCAAGUAUACGUAGCUCCGCCCCUAGGUUUCCGUCAGUGUGUUUUCUUACUCCUCUUUCCGAUCAACCUUUGUUGAAACCCCAAAUCACCAUUCUCUGAAGCAAUCCGAAAGAUUUUGCUUAGUGCUGAUUGAAAAAUGGAAGAAAAAAAUGGAAGAAAACGCCAAGGUGAAAACCUAAAAUCAAACAAGAACAACAAAAAGCAUAAUCAGGUUUUCGAAUACGGCAACUACAAGAGUUACUACAACUACCGAAUUAGUCAAGGUGUUGAUGAAGAUCCUCGCUUGAAAGUUUUCAACAAAGAGUGGUUUCAAGGAAAGGAUUGUCUUGAUAUUGGUUGCAAUAGUGGGAUAAUCACCAUACAGAUUGCACUCAAGUUUAGCUGCCGGAGCAUUCUUGGAAUUGACAUUGAUUCUGAUCGGGUGUGCGAUGCAAAUUGGAAUUUGAGAAGAACUGCUAGAAUGAAAUCUGCCGGGAAUAAACCUUCCAAGGUCUCCAAACUCAAUGACAACAGCCAUACGGACCAUUCAAAGAACAGUGUUACUCCAUCAUCACAUGUUGAAACGAAAGACUUUUCAAAUGAGCCUUCUUCUUUGGAGCAAAUUGAUCUUUCCAAUAUUGUUUCUUUUCAAUGUGAAAAUUUUGUUCAGAGUUGGCACCCACCAGGAAAACAGUAUGAUACUAUUCUUUGUCUGAGUGUAGCAAAAUGGAUUCAUCUAAAUUGGGGGGAUGAUGGCUUAAUUACAUUAUUUGCAGAGACUUGGAAGCUGCUCCGACCUGGUGGCAUUUUUGUGUUGGAACCUCAGCCAUGGAAGUCAUAUGAAAGCAACCGUAAUGUCACAGAGAAUACUUCUGCUAACUUCCGUAAUAUUAAGUUUCGACCAGAAGAGUUUCAGGAAAUACUGCUAGAUAAGGUGCAUUGCCUGCAACCCUGGAUAGGACCGGGUUUAAUGCCAAGAACUGUAUUGCUACAGGCUUGAUGAGAAACGAGAGCAAAGGCUGGAACAGGUGGAGCUUGGCAGGAGGAAGAGGGCCGCUUCGAGGAAAAAAGCACCGGUCAUUCUACAUACUCUCCAAUAGUUCUCGGUCAAAUCCAGAAAAUUCCUUUGUAGGUUCAUUUGUAGAUUUUUCUGCCGAGGGUCUGUUUGAUCGUUUGUCUUCUAGUUGGCAGGUCAAAUAUAUGGCGGCAGCAGAGAUGGUAAUUGGAUUCCUGCGAGUGCAGAAGCAUUCGUUGAUCACAACGUCUCCAAUAUGAGUAGCCAGUUCCUGAGCAGAUUUAUUGAGCUGAAGAAGAGUGCAAAAUCUUGGCAUAUGAACUGAUAUAGAAUUGCUGUUAAUGGGUCGACUUAGCUGUAAAGCUUCUCCCAAUAUCUUGAUGUAUCUUUAGUUUCUCCAGUUUUGUUCCUUUUGCCAAAUAAGCUGGAUUGUAAAGCCCCUGCUAUAAUGGAGCCAAACCGUCAUAAUUACUGCAUCAUCAUAUUGAGUUUUUUUGUUAGAAGUACAAGUAAUUGACCAGUUUUCCGAUGAGGAACUUCCAUCAUGACUGUAAGCUAGUGUCAAAACCUUUGCAUUUAAUGUAAGGUCAUCUUUGCCAA